Molecule: messenger RNA, 474 nt
Organism: Lathyrus oleraceus (garden pea)
Lineage: Eukaryota; Viridiplantae; Streptophyta; Magnoliopsida; Fabales; Fabaceae
Product: flowering-promoting factor 1-like protein 2
Exons: 3
Coding region: 1-474 (157 amino acids)
Biological process (GO): regulation of flower development
Source: RefSeq, a predicted model, not a curated record
AUGUCUGGUGUGUGGGUAUUCGACAAAAAAGGCGUAGUGAGGCUCGUAACCAACCCAACAAGAGAAUCAUUCGAGAUGAAACCAGAAACAACUCAACCAAGAACAGCCACUGCCACAGCACCAGGUGCAAGACCAAGAGUUCUUGUUUACCUUCCGACAAACCAAGUCAUUACUUCCUUUUCUCAACUCGAGCAACGACUCAACGAACUCGGUUGGACUCGCUACUACUCUAACUCACAUCAUCAUCACCAUCAUCAUCACCAUCAAUGUCCUAAUGACAUCGUCCAGUUUCAUCGUUCAGAUGCUUCAAACUAUCUUCUGUCUCUUCCUAGAAACUUCUCUAGCUUUAAGCAUUUUCAUUUGUACGAUAUUGUUAUUCAGAAUCGUUCUUUCUUUCAAGAUGAUUUAGGACUAAUGUUAUCGUUUAAUCUGCUGUGUCUUCAUCGUUUGAAAUUCAAUGGAAAACGAGUAUAA